AUGGUGGGAAAUAGUGCGAGCGGGACGACCCACUUGAAGAAUCACUUGAGGUUGUGUGCGUCUUUCAGAAAUUUUAGCAGUGGCCAAGCAGAGGUAGGAAAGUUCUUCCUGGAAUGUGGUGAGAAGAGAAAAGCUGAAACCAGCAGGCUCGAUUGCUUCAACUAUGAUCCCAACAGUGACAAGCAGGAUUUUGUCAUUACCAAUGAGGACCAGAGCAUCGGGCAGUACCAAGAGCCUUGCCUUCGUCUUCCAAGGCGCAGGAAAUUGAGGUCGGCUGUUUGGAAUGAUAUGACCAAGGAACAGAGAGAGGAUGGCAGCUAUUUUGCUAUCUGCAACCACUGCAAGAAGAAAAUGGUGGGCAAUAGCACAAGGGGAACCACGCACUUAAAGAAUCAUUUAAGGUUCUGUGCGGCCUUUAAGCGUGCCAAGUGCAGCCAGACGGAUGUCGGACAGCUCUUCUUAGAAGCGAGCGAAUUAAAAAAAGUCGGGGCCAAUGGCCUUGAUUGCUUCAAGUUCGAUCCAGAGAGAAGUAGGCAAGAUUUUGCUCGCAUGCUUAUCUUACACGACUAUCCCCUUGCUAUGGUAGAUCACAUUGGUUUCAGAACAUUUCUGAGAAAUCUCCAGCCACAGUUCAGAUUGAUGCCCCGAGACGCUAUUCAAGCCGACUGCAACAGAAUCUACGAAGAUGAGAGGGAGAAAUUUCAGGAGGCACUGGUGAAGGCUCGUUCAAGAAUUAGCUUGGCGGGUGGCCUGUGGGUGACAACGGGGCGCUCUCAGUACCUUAGCUUAACAUGCCAUUUUGUGGACGACGACUGGAAGCUCCAGAAGAAGAUUUUGAACUUUGUUAAGCUUAAGUCAGCGCGUGACUCUUCUGAAAUCUCGAAGGCCAUCGAGGAGAAAGUCUCUGAAUGGCAGAUCAGCAGCAAAUUGUUCGGCCUGGUGCUGGAUGAUUCCUUCGGGACAGAGGCCCUCGUUGAAGAUCUUGUCUACUCUCAGUUCAGUUCAGAGCUUCUUUUGGACCCUGAGCUGUUUCCAAUGCAAUGUUGGGCUCGUAUCUUGAAUCUGAUCGUCCAGGACGGUCUGAAAGUGAAGGAAGUCAGCAGUGUCAUCGAAAGAAUACGGGGGUCUGUGGGGCAUGUGAGAAAGUCUCGGUCGAGGAGAGGCUGCUUCCAGAGAUGUGCACAGCAAUUUGGAGAACCCGGGAGGCCAUUACUUCUCGACUCUCCAUUGAGGUGGCAGACGACGUUCUUGAUGUUGGAGACUGCGUUGGAGUACAGGGAUGUGUUUACUCAUUUGCCGGGGUUCGACAGGUCCUACAGCCUCCCGCCGUCUGCUGCCGAUUGGGACGCCGUUCAAGCCAUUGUUGACUGUGUGUCUCUGUUCCACGAGGCCACAUCAAGGUUCUCUUGCUCAAAGUACCCCACCAUCAACUUCUUCUUUGUUGAUCUCUGUUCUCUCUAUGUUAAGUUGAAGGAGUGGUGCAACAGCCCGAGCCCAUGCAUCCAGUCCAUGGCUGCGAAGAUGUUUGAGAGAUUUGCGAACCACUUGAAUGGAUUAAACUUGCUUUUGGUGCUUGGCUCUAUAUUGGAUCCCCGGUUCAAGAUGAAGUCAGUCGAUUACCUGUUUGGCCAGAUUUAUUUUGAUAAUUUUUCUGAGAGGAUAUACGAUGUUCAAGAAGCAUUUUUAAAGCUCUACAAGGCGUAUUCAGCUCAGUACGAGCGCGUUGUGAUGAGUCACGCCUCUGAAACGUCGGCUAACAAUGAGAGCCCAUGUGGGGAGCAUCAACCUGGUAGAAGCGUGCAGCCUUCGAGCAAGAACACUCUGGAUUUCAUGCGCAAGGGGCUCGGGCGUCUGCUGCUGGAGACCUCGCUGAUCCAGCCCAGAAAGCUGGACAUUGAUCUUUACCUAGAGGAGGAUGUCAUCGUCUCAGAUGAUGAUCACUUCGAUGUCUUAAAAUGGUGGAUGCAGCAUGCGGAGAGAUACCCAGUCCUAUCCAUGAUGGCUCGUGAUAUCUUGGCCGUCCCAGUGUCAGUGGCCGCCUCUAAGAGCGCCUCUGGUCCGAAGAACAUGGUGGUGGAUCAUCAUCUGAGGUGUCUAGAUCCGCAUGCUGCGCAGAGUUUGCUGUGUGCCCAAGAUUGGUUAAGGGGUGAGAUAGAAGGUAAAUCCAUCAACUUCGUCUGCUUCUGUUCUUCACCAUCUUAUCUGCCUUUAAUGUCUUGUCUUGCAGAAUCUUUGAAAGAUGGAUCAGCGGAUGGCCUUUCUAGUAUUUUUACAGUCAUUCAUCUGACGAAUGAAGGUGAUGCAGUGGAUGAUGAAGAAGAGAGUGGCUCUGAAGAAUCAGUGUCACCCGUCUUCAAGUUAGGUGAAGACCCUUCUCCCGUGACUUCUGUGUAA
This is a messenger RNA of Spirodela intermedia, 2394 nucleotides long. The record is from the annotation of a GenBank genome assembly. Lineage: Eukaryota; Viridiplantae; Streptophyta; Magnoliopsida; Alismatales; Araceae.